This is a messenger RNA of Oncorhynchus kisutch (coho salmon), 6365 nucleotides long. It is a transcript of the gene mllt1a, whose product is annotated as MLLT1 super elongation complex subunit a. Gene Ontology annotation, molecular function: chromatin binding. The coding region runs from base 114 to 1871 and encodes 585 amino acids. The transcript is spliced from 11 exons. Gene Ontology annotation, cellular component: transcription elongation factor complex. Gene Ontology annotation, biological process: positive regulation of DNA-templated transcription. The record is from RefSeq and is a predicted model, not a curated record. Lineage: Eukaryota; Metazoa; Chordata; Actinopteri; Salmoniformes; Salmonidae.
UGCUGUCUGGCUUCCGGUUUUAGGCUGAAUUUGACACACAAUGAGGUGCAGGGAACAACCUAUCGCGAAACGCCGCUGUAAAUAAAUAGAACAAUCACUGAAGCCACAGAAUCAUGGAGAAUCAGUGCACAGUGCAGGUGAAGCUGGAGCUAGGACACCGAGCCCAGUUGAGGAAGAAGGUGACCUCGGAGGGCUUCACCCACGACUGGAUGGUGUUUGUGCGAGGGCCUGAGACUGGGGACAUACAGCACUUUGUGGAGAAGGUUGUCUUCCGGCUACAUGAGAGCUUCCCCAAACCCAAGAGAGUAUGCAAGGAGCCACCAUACAAAGUGGAGGAGUCGGGCUACGCUGGGUUCCUCAUGCCCAUCGAGGUCUACUUCAAGAACAAGGAGGAGCCUAAGAAGGUGUGUUUCAACUAUGACCUCUUCCUGAACCUGGAGGGGAACCCCCCUGUCAAUCACCUGCGCUGUGAGAAACUCACCUUUAACAACCCCACACGGGAGUUCAGACGCAAGCUGGUCAAGGCUGGAGGGGUUAUGGUGGUGCCGGAAGGGACGGAGGCAGUGUCGAGGCCCAGUCCAGACUACCCCAUGCUCCCCACCAUCCCACUGUCUGCCUUCUCAGACCCCAAGAAGACCAAGACCUCCCACGGGUCAAAGGAGCCCAGUAAAGAGGGCAGUGGAGGCAGCAGUAAAGGGCCCAAGCCCCACAAGCUAACCAAGGAGCACCGCGAACGCCCCCGCAAAGACUCUGAGAGCAAGGCGGCGUCAAAGGGUGACAGCGACCGCGACGGGGGAGGGGGCAGCAGCAAGAGUGCCCGUGAGCCCUCAUCCUCCUCUUCCAAGAAGCCAGCGGAGAUCAAAGUUAAAGACGAGGGCAAGGUCCUUCCCAAGGCUGCCUUCAAAGAGCCCAAACUCACACUGAAGGAGGCCAAGAUGGAGGGCAUGUCCCCCAAAGGAGGGGGGGCUGGGGGUGGGGGCCCACUGGAGCCCAAAGCCCCCGGGAAGCGGCCUUCCACUGCGGAGUCUCCAAAACCCAGUGCCAAGAAGCCAAAGAAGGGCAGCUCAGAGGGAUCUAAGGGGACAGCUGCAGUGCUCUUCACCGGAGCCUCUCCCCGGGUCUCUUCGUCAUCUUCAGUCAUCCCAGGCUACCCAGAGAAGAAACCCCCCAAGGAGAAAGGCCGCUGGCCCAAGAGCAGCAGGGCCGACACUCAGGAGGCCAAGGAGCCCAAGAAACUGCCUGAGUCUGACAACUCCAACUCUGAGGAUGAAGCCUCCUCCAAAUCAGAGCAGUCAGUCCCCUCCAGUCCCUCUAACUCCAGCUCCAGCUCUGACUCCAGCUCAGAGUCUGAUUUUGAGCCCGGACAGAAACAAGGCCAAGGCCCGCUGCGCUCUAUGGUGGAGGACCUACAGUCCGAGGGGUCAGAUGAUGAUGACAGCAGCUCAGAGGAAGGGACGCCUGUCAAGACCAACCCGCCCAACCGUGACUCUCGACUGAGCCUGGACAGCGAGAGUGACAGCAGUGAAGGCUCGCACCGCCCCAGUCGAGACCCGGCGCCGCCUCCACAGAAACACAGCUCCUCCAAUAACAAGGUCUUGGGCAGGAAGAGCCCAGACAUCUGCAGCCGCCCAGAGAAGGUGCUGAAGAAGGGAUACGACAAGGUAGGAAGGGCCUACACAGAGGAGCUGGUGGACCUCCACCGCAGACUAAUGGCUCUGAGGGAGCGCAACGUCCUACAGCAGAUAGUGAAUCUGAUCGAGGAGACGGGCCACUUCAACGUGACCAACACCACCUUUGACUUUGACCUGUUCUCUCUGGACGAGUUGACCGUCCGCAAACUACAGAGCUGCCUGGAGACCACGGCCACGUGACAGGAAGCCUGCAGCGCAGAGGACCGUGGCGGGGCCGGUGCUGGGCUGCUGUCUCUCCUCAGCCCCUGGACCCCCACUGGGGAGGUGGAGCUGUAGCAGAGCUACAGAGAGAAACAGAAUAACAACAGAACACACACUUUCACUAUUUUCUGGAGAAUGGAGGAACAGGACGAGGGAGGACAGAGGAUGAGGUCAGAGCAGCUAUGCCACUGUCCCUCUAACCUGGACUGGAGGACCAGACAAGGGGAACUGGCCUGGGACUGGCAAGAGAUGUAUUAUAUAUGUUUCUUAUGGAGAGCAGCAGAGCAGCCUGUGUGCAGAACUGUGGAAUGCGACCACUCUCCUCUCCCUCCCCCUCUCGCCUCACUUCUAGCCAUUGCAAACCCAAUACUUCUCCUCUCCUUCCUCCCCACUCACACACUCUUACCCGGCACAACACUCCUCCCCUCCCCCCCAUCUCUGCUGGAGUUAAUUUCUCUAUAGGAAUAUUCCUGUCUAUGCAUGCAUGCAUUCGUAUGUGUGUGUGUGUGAGGGAGAGUGUGUGUGUGUGAGAAUUUGAGGCUUUAGGGAGGGGGGGGGGGGUGGUGUCUUUCGUUAGUCACUUUUUCAGUGUUCUUUAAGCUACAGCCCUUCCACACACACACACACACACACACACACACAGUGAGAGGCAUUUGGGUCCCAUGCCAGGGUGUCUCUACACACACAGGCACUAAGUUGUGUAUGUGCCUAUUGGUGGUAGUGUUCUGGAUGGGGUUCAUCUAUUGUCAAGUUUGUCAGUUCAAACGUCCCUCCCUCCUUCCAUCUCGAUGUGCAUGAAAGGGCUCAACAGCUAGGGGAAAUAGCUGUGGAGGAUCACUUCUGAAUGGCCUUUUAAGUGUGUGUGUGGGGGGGGCGGGGGUACAAAAGCCGUAGCCAUAGACCCCCCCCCCCCCCUCCUCCAAACUUGUACUGAUAAGUUUGGAGUAUUUUGGGGAUUGUGAUUCAGAUACCUAUGAGCUAUGAAUGUAUUAUUGCUCAUUUUCUAGGGCUAGAAACAAACAUAUAUUAUCCUCUCAGUGCCUUUAUGCGUUGGCCAGUGUGAGAGCCCACUGACACUGGUUAAAGAGCAAAGUCCCUCUCCUGACUAAGUGUUAAUUGGGAAGCCUGAAAUUCCAUUUGUCAUAAGUGCCCUCUCAAAAUCAGUUGAUCCUCCCAGUGGGGUUUCUCUGCAAAUUGGAGGCUACUUCCAGUGAUCUCUCUGCUAUUAUUAGGAACACAAGCCUUCCAGAAAUCCUAAGACUCAUCUGUUCAUCAGCAGUGGUACUUUGCCUUGUUUCUUUCCAGAUCCUAAUAUGAAUGGUUGUAUAGCUGAUAUUGUGUUGUGCCUCUGAGGUUUAGUUUUCUAUGGAUGGUGUCAGUGCCAGACCAGGCCUCAGUCAGUCAGUCAUGUUUCUCUUACUGGGGCUCCUCUAGCCUUCACAUCCACUGUGGUUUCACACUCAGACUAACGGUAAAGUUUUCUCUUCGGGUGCUCCCCCUCACUUUCCUUCUGUUUCACCUAGUGAACAGCUGUAUUUAUUUUGAUGAUAAUAGCUUUAAUAGUUGUGUCCGUUCUGUGUCCUGGGCCUGUAAAGUGCACACACAGUUCUCUGGCCCUUCUUCUCCUCUGUGAGGGUGUUGAGGUCUGAAUGUGUGGAUCUGUUCGAGAGUGAAACAGCAACCGCCUUAAGUUCCUCUCUGCAUCCACUCUGCUCUGUCCACCACCCCUUUAUUUGUCUGGCUGUGCCUAUGUCAACAUCCCUGCCAGUGAUUUUUAAAAGAUGUACUUUGCAACUGUGUGAGUGGGAUGGGUUGUGUGUGUCUCAAGCGAGAGGAACGUUCUUGUCCUCGUGUGUGUGAAUAUGAGGGGCUGAAGGGUUGAGUGGCAGGCAGCUCUCUGCAGCUCUUCCAUAGAGAAGCCCCACCAACCGUUGACCAACAGUCAAUCUUUUAUUUAUGUACCUCUGCACUUUUGGCUGUGGUGACUUCAGUACUUAAGUAAUUAUCUAAACUGUAUUUUUAAGAAUUUUAUACAAUAUUUACAUGCAAUACAACAGAUUUUUUUGCCAACCUUUUCUAAAAUGAUUUAAUAGUUUUUAUUUGUGUUGGCGUGUGUUGUUAUACAUACAGAAACAUGCUGUCAAUUCUGUUUUUAGGCCUAAUGUUGCGCCAUGGAGAACUUCCCUGAAUGUUGUAUUGUGUAUCAUAGUUGUUGCAGUUGGACACCACGGAACAGGUAUUGGGAAUAUGUUUGAUGUAUGAGCUAACCAAGUCUAUAUCAUCCAGUAUACGUUUAUCAAGGAGGAAAAGGUGGACUUUUCAGUGAGAAGAAGUAUUUUUAUGUCCUAUUAUAAUUUGAGUAUUUUUAACUCAAAGUAUGAGGCAGUGUUCUAUUUGUCCGUACUCUAUGAGGCAUGGUUACGAAGCCCAGGCACAAACUGUCACCCUCUCUUUGGUUCAAUAUUUCUCUCUAUUUUUAUCCCAAGUGCGAUCCCUUAAACUGUUAAACAAUAACACCAUAGGAAAAGAUACUACGGUGGAAGGAAGCAUUUCAAUUGAAUCUAUAUCAAUAUACACUACCAGUCAAAAGUUUUAAAACACCUACUCAUUAAGGAUUUAUUAUUUUUACGAUUUUCUACAUUGUAGAAUAAUAGUGAAGACAUCAAAACUAUGAAAAAACACAUGGAGUCAUGUAGUAACCAAAAAAGUUUUAAACACUUAGCCACCCUUUGCCUCAAUGACAGCUUUGCACACUCUUGGCAUUCUCUCAACCAGCUUCACCUGGAAUGGUUUUCCACCAGUCUUGAAGGAGUUCCCACAUGCUGAGCACUUGUUGGCUGCUUUUCCUUCACUCUGGUUCGACUCAUCCCAAACCAUCUCAAUUUGGUUGAGGUCAGGGGGAUUGUGGAGGCCAGGUCAUCUGAUGCAGCACUCCACCACUCUCCUUGGUAAAAUAGCCCUUACACAACCUGGAGGUGUGUUGGGUCAUUGUCCUGUUGAAAAACAAAUGAUAGUCCCACUAAGCCCAAAUCAGAUGGGAUGGAAUAUAUUGCUGCAGAAUGCUAUGGUUGCCAUGCUGGUUAAGUGAGCCUUGAAUUCUAAAUAAAUCACAGACCGUGUCACCAGCAAAGCACCAUCACACCUCUUCCUCCAUGCUUCACGGUGGGAACCAUACAUGCAGAGAUCAUUCGUUCACCUACUCUGCAUCUCACAAGACACGGCGGUUGGGACCAACAAGCUCCCAUUUGGACUCCAGACCAAAGGACAGAUUUCCACUGGUCUGAUGUCCAUUGCUUGUGUUUCUUGUCCCAAGCCAAGUCUCUUCUUCUUAUUGGUGUCCUUUAGUAGUGGUUUCUUUGCAGCAAUUAGACCAUGAAGGUCUGAUUCACACAGUCUCCUCUGAACAGUUGAUGUCUGUUACUUGAACUCUGUGAAGCAUUUAUUUGGGCUGCAAUUUCAGGCUGGUAAGUCUAAUGAACAUAUCCUCUGCAGCAUAGGUUACUCUGGGUCUUCCAUUCCUGUGGCGGUCCUCAUGAGAGCCAGUUUCAUCAUAGCGCUUGAUGGUUCUUGCGACUACACUUGAAGAAACUUUCAAAGCUUUUGAAAUGUUCCUUAGUGACUGACCUUCCUGUCUUAAUUAUGAUGGACUGUUUUUUUCUUUGCUUAUUUUAGCUGUUCUUGCCAUAAUAUGAACUUGGUCUUUUACCAAAUAGCGUUAUGUUCUGUAUACCACCCCUACCUUGUCAUAACACAACUGAUUGGAUCAAACGCAUUAAGAAGGAAAGAAAUUCCACAAAUGAACUUUUAACAAGGCGCUGUUAAUUGAAAUGCAUUCCGGGUGACUACCUCAUGAAGCUGGUUGAGAGAAUGCCAAGAGUGUGCAAAGCUGUCAUCAAGGCAAAGGGUGACUACUUUGAAGAAUCUCAACUAAUAAAGCAUAUUUUGAUUUGUUUAACACUUCCUUGGUUGCUACAUGAUUCCAUGUGUUAUUUCAUCGUUGUGAUAUCUUCACUAUUUUUCUACAAUGUAGAAAAUAGUCAAAGAAAAACUCUUGAAUGAGGUUCUAAAACUUUUGGCCGGUAGUGUGUGAUUAAGCAAAGGUAGACCAUCUACUGUGGAUUUUAACAAUAUAGAAAGACAAAAGCAGCAAAUGGUGAAUGUUCCUUCUCCUGAUGCUGUUAGGAAUGUGAGGGGGGGGGGGGGGGGCGGCAUGUGCGGAGGGCCGUUUCCUGUGUCAAUGGUUGUCAUGUGUCGGAUGGGGUUGGCUGUAUUUAUUUAUCAAGGGAGGAUUUGCUUGGGGGGGGGGGCUAAAAUGUGUUCCAUUUAUUUGGUUAAUGCUACCUUGGGCUGAACAACAAAAUGUUGUAUUUUAAACUUGGCAUACAAUGCCACCAUGUGGCCAUAUAAUGCAAGUUGUAAUAAGGAGAACUUAUUUUUUAUUUUGAAAUCAUAUUAAAGUAAUUGAGUACUGUC